AAUUUGCAGAGUCGUAAAGUACUAAAACGCAUAAGAGAAGAAAUUUGCAGACUUCAAAAAAUGAACUUAGCAGCUAAAUCACCAUGAUAAUCCCUAGCUGACAAUAUUUUGGGUUAUACUGUGUGAUUGUUUGAGUGCAGAUUACAAAUUUAAACGAUGACAGAACCUCCAUCUUUGAUAUUUCUAGCCAUACAAGCAAUUAAGCACCAACUACUUGACGGUGAUGAUAGUUUGCAAUUAUCUGAUUUAUAUGAGCUUCCGUCGCAUUUGUUCGACAGUUUAGUCACUCAAUUACCUCCAUUGGCUUUGCACAAGCUGCAAAUCGAAAUGCCUUACGAGAAUUCGGAUGGUUAUGAUGAAUGUAGCUCGAAAACUGGAAAAAAGCGUGGGAGAAGUUGUAUUUUUGAUACGGAAUGGAAGAAUCUUUUUAGGUCGCGGUGGUCUCUGAUUGUUGACAAUAUUGAUACAGAUGACUGGCAUCAGAAAUAUUGGGAAACGCAUUUGCAAAAUUGUCUCGAUGAAGCAGCAGGAUCAUCGAUGGUAUCCUUUGAUGGUUGCGUUGGGGAGAUAAUUGUUCCAGAGUAUGUACUGAAAUGCAUUGGUUGUGAAGGACAUUUGAGUCAUUCAUCCUAUUCAAAAUUAUCUCAUCACUUCCAACAAUUUGGUCACUAUGCUAGAUGUCUGAGACUUCAAAGUGUUUUAUGCAUCGGAGAAACGUGUCAAUUAUUGAGGAAUUGCCGAUUGCAGAGUUUGACAUUGCGGUGGAUCAGAUCAGAGGAACAUGUUGAUGGAUUAUGCAAACUGCUGGUCCAAAACAGUGAAACAUUGACAUCUCUUGAAUUUAUUCACUGCAAGCUUUCAUCAACAUCUAUUGAUGCAAUAUGUAGGUCUUUAGAAAUAAAAAAUAGACAAACACAUGGAAUACAGAACCUCUCAAUCAGGACAUCAGUCUUCCUUGAAGCUAACCUAAUGUCUUUACCUCCUUCCCUAGUAUCAUUUCUUUCGUCCGGAAGGUCCCUGUGUUCAUUAAGAUUUUCUGGUAACCACCUAGAUCGGAAUUUUGCACGGAUCCUUUUUACUUUGCUUUUUGAUGCCUCUUCUAGUGUAUCCAUCCUUGAUCUUUCAGACAACACUAUAGCAGGGUGGCUUUCUAGUUUCAACAGGGGCUCCUCAAGCAGGGCCCCAUUAUCUUUGGAGAUGAGCAAUUGUUUGCAAUCCUUACGCGUCCUUCAGUUAAGGAAUAACAAUCUUCGCAACUAUGAUGUGACGAGUCUUAGAUACACACUUCUUUGUAUGCCUAAUUUGGAGGUGCUGGAUUUAGGCGAAAAUCCCAUUGAGGAUGAAGGAAUCAAAUGUUUAAUCCCUUAUUUUGCUGAGGCAAUGGAAAGAUGCUCUCCACUGGUGGAGUUGAAUUUAGAGAAUUGUGAUUUGUCCUGCGAAGGAGUUACUCUUCUCUUAGACACCCUUUCAACCCUACAAAAACAGCUGAAAUCUCUCACGCUUGCAGAUAAUGGCCUCGGCAGCCCAGUAGCUGGAGCCUUGAGAAAGUAUUUAGGCACUUCUAUCAGAGAACUUAAUAUUGGAGGCAUUGGACUGGGCAAAGCUGGCUUUAAGGAGCUACAUAAGGGUUUGAUGGGAGAAUUGAGUAUUGUCAAGAUCAACAUAAGCAAAAACUGUGGUGGACUUGAAACUGUAUAUUUUUUGACAAAGCUCAUGUCAUUGGCUCCAGAUCUUGUGGAUGUUAAUGCAUCUUACAAUCUUAUGCCUGCAGAAUCAUCAACUCUCAUAUGCUCAGCUCUGAAGGCCGCAAAAGGUAAACUUCAGCGGUUGGACUUGACUGGGAAUAGUUGGUACUUUCAGCAAAAUCAUACUUCAUUGCUUGCUGAAUUCCAACAUAAUGGAAGGCCUGUUGUAAUUCUCCCGUCAUUCCUUGCCCCAAAUAUUCCUUAUGAUGAUGAUCCAUAGACGUAAUUAUCUCAAAAUUUUCGGAUAUUUACUGGAAGCAGCAACAUCACAUAUUAAGAGUUGUCUGCGUUGGUUGUCUAUAGCUUCAAGGUGAGCUUUACAAUCUUACCCAAACCCAAAUGAAUAGGACGGAAAAUUGUCUCAGCAAAGUUAAAAAGCCUGUUGAAUAUUGGCUACCGGCAAGGUGGUGGUUUGUUGUAUUACAUGUUUAAUUGAUUUAAGGUGCCAGUUGUUGGUUUUAGGUUUUUUUGGUUCAUGACGCCCUAGGGAGUUUGUUGGACAGAUUUUAGAAGUGCAUGUAGUUAUUUUUCUUACCCUUUUUUCCUGUGAUCAUAACUCAAUGUAUGGAUUUGAAGAAUGUAAAUAUUUAUCCUGUUAUAAUACUAAAUUGAGAUUGAACA
Mercurialis annua (annual mercury) is the source of this 2366-nucleotide messenger RNA. RefSeq lists its product as uncharacterized. Gene Ontology annotation, molecular function: protein binding. The record is from RefSeq and is a predicted model, not a curated record. Bases 157 to 1965 code for a protein of 602 amino acids. The transcript has 16 exons. NCBI's taxonomy places the organism in Eukaryota, Viridiplantae, Streptophyta, Magnoliopsida, Malpighiales, Euphorbiaceae.